This is a messenger RNA of Larimichthys crocea (large yellow croaker), 3512 nucleotides long. It is a transcript of the gene fam174b, whose product is annotated as family with sequence similarity 174 member B. The transcript is spliced from 3 exons. Lineage: Eukaryota; Metazoa; Chordata; Actinopteri; Sciaenidae. The coding region runs from base 381 to 791 and encodes 136 amino acids. The record is from RefSeq and is a predicted model, not a curated record.
AGUGCUCUUCUUCAGCACUAGGAGCAGCGGGCCAGCCUGCAGAGCUCUUCCGGAGGCGGAUAAUCCUCCAUCUCUACACGAAGUCCUAAUGCAAUCAGGAAGGAAUUGCUUGAAGUCACCUCAAGAGAAAGCCGUUUUGGGAAACAACCUGCAAGUUACGAGCCAGGAGUCCAAUAUUAGGAGAGAAAAAAAAAAGCUUGGACGAGCACAGGGAUGGAUAUUUGCGUGUCACAUUUUCUUUCUUGUGUAAAUAGCAGAAUCUGAUGAACCGAUCCUCUAUAAUGUGACAGCUGCUGUCGCGUUUCAUCUCAUUUUUUGUGUGUGUGUGGAGAAACUACUGAAAGAACAUUCGCAUUUUUUUUUCCUCUUCGUCCAGCACCAUGGUGACAUACAAUCUGGUUUUAACUUUUCUUAUUGCGGCUCUUUGGCGGGUUAGUGGCGUACCACAAACUCCUUCAGCCGCGACGCACUUAAAUACAACAUCAUCAUCAUCCAUCAACGGCGAAAAUGAGAUGACACACAAUGUGACGGAUGCCACCGUGGGAUCCAGGAUUUCACCCUUAAUGACGCAUCUCCCAACUCUGAAAAACAUUGUCAUUUUCAUCUGCGUGUUAACAGCUGCUCUCAUUACAUGCCUGGUCAUCAAAGUGGUCAGAUCUGGGAGACGAAUCAGAAAAACACGAAAAUACGACAUCAUAACGACACCUGCAGAGCGUGUAGAGAUGGCCCCUCUUAAUGAGGAGAACGACGAUGAGGAUGACUCGACUCUCUUUGAUGUCAAAUACAGGUGAAUCUCAGCACGGACAACAAUAUUUGAUAACUCCUCUUUUGCCCAAGACAACUCAAGUGAUUUUUUUCUGUAUUUUGUGUUACCAAAUCAGUGACUUCAUAUGCUGCUUGUGCAUGGCUGUUAUCUGUGUUUAAAGGACUGGACCCGCAUAGAUAUCACUGUUUGCUACUUUACUGAUGUGGCUCAAAUAAUCAAUCAGACUGUUGAGUUGAUUUAUUUUGUUUGUUUUCUGACAGUUGUUGCAUUUACAUUUAAAUUUGUACACUUGAGGUAAAGUAUGCUGGGCUGAGGAGUUUAUGAUAAGGAACCGAUGCCUGCGUUGAAGCUACUCAUAAUAAAAUGUAGGAUUAAUCACACUUUGUGAUAUGAGUGAACAUGUAAUCUUUAAAUACUUGGUGGCUACUAAAGACCAUCAUAAAAUGUUAACAAACAAUGUGCAGAGAAUACUUUAUUGCACACUCUGACGAGUGAUAUACAGUAAUUGAUAUUUUUAACAGAAAUUUCAUACCAAAUAUAUUUCUAUCUACUAACCACUUUAUUGUGCGUAUAUACUGAAGGUUUUCUGUCCUUAUGUAUGGAGCAAGCGUAUAUUUUUUUACCGUGUGUUGUCUUAGACAUUCCUAUUUUGCUGCUAUCUCAGCUCAAGUUUUAAGUUUUCAAAGGUUUAAAUUUGAUUAAAAGCUCAAAGAAUAUUGUCAGGAUAUAUCUGUGAAGUGGUUGUGGAACAUUUGCUGACAUUUGUAUGUGAAUGCUGUAAUGCUGUUGUAAUCAAUCGUGACGAUUGUGUUUAAUGAAGAAAACGCAGUUUACAACAGGUUUAAAGAUAGCAGUGAUGUAGUUAAAGUAUUUGACAUGUUUGACACGCACCCAGUGUCUUAUUUUCUUAAUCAAAAACCAUGUUAUAUCCUCAUAUAACGUCUGAGAUCGUAGGUGGACAGAUAGUUCAGUGUUAAGUCUCCUGCAAUACUUUCCAUUAAUAGCUCACUGGCUCUUUUAAUAAGUAACUUUAAAGGAGACAGGGUUUUUUUGGGCUAAGUUGAGACUCUGCUCACCCGUACAGCUUCUGAUUAAAAAAUAUCUUUUCAAUUUGAUGUAGUAUUUUGGUAAAACUGAGCAAUGUUUCAUAAAUCGGUUACAUCUUGUCAGACAUUUUCCUCAAAUGUGAUUUUCCCAGGCUCUCGGUGUAUUAAAUUUACUAUUUUAGAUGCAGCAGCACUGUUAUACCAAACUAUGGCCCAGUGUUUUUCCUUGAGUAAAGGCAACACUAACUUUGACCUAGUUUUACUUGAAACUGACAACGUCCUGACAUGAUUCGAACCUUUAAAUAAGCAUUAAAUGAAAUUGUAUUAUGUUAUAUCUUUAAUUUGAAUGCCAGAUUUUUAAUAAUGAACCAAAAGUCGGAUUUAAAGUAAAUAGAAGAAGGAGCAGAGGGGUUUACAUACCUUACUUCUGUCUGCACUCUAAGUGUGAUUAACAAUAAUACAGAGUCCACCUAGAUCAGGUUGCAGAAGAUGUGAGUGUGGUGGGUGUCGUAGGUGACCUUCUGUUUUAAUCCAACCUGUCAUUUGAUAGUGCACCAUGGCCUACAGGUGCAGCUGUUUCCAAAUGACCUCCAUCCUCACUUAAAGCUGCAGUCUUUGACAACAUUUUCUUUCCAGGAGAAAGACAUUCGCAGAAGACUGGAUACAUUUAUUGUCAGUGUUUGAUACAAGCGUUAUGCAGCAGCUGUUGAAUGUCUAACAAGGUUUUUGAAUCAUGUGUGAAUCAAACAUAUUUUUGAUAUGCUUUAAUGUGUUUAAUGUUUUCCAUCAGACUAUAUGACCGCUGUCCAUGUCAGUAUUGUGUCAUGUUUAAUUUUAGUCUUUCACUGUAUGUGCAGAAAACUGCAGAUCCAUUUAAGUUUGUCUCAGGCGAGUGUGUCACCUUCGUACAGUUCUCCUCCUCCUCCAGCAGUUGUGUGUGUGUGUAUGUGAAGUUGUGGAAAAAUCCUGCUCAUUUAAAAGAUGCUAAUUCUGGACUUUUAUUAUUAUCUGCCACAGAAAAGUUCCUCUUGUAAAAUGAAUCAAAGUCAUCGUGGUAGCUAUUCGAGAACUUGUUAAUCUACCGAAUCCCUCCUUUUUAAACCAAAAGAAAGUUUAAUUGUUCAAACUGUAUUUGUUUUAUUGAAAACACUUCCCUGCUCGGUUUGUCACACAGACGUGGAUGUUAUGUGUACCCACGGCUCUUCCCUCAGUUUCCAUUUAUUUGAAAACACUACUGAAAUAAAAUGGCUUCCUUUGAAGUGUUGAAUCAUUUUAAGGGAGAGGCUUGAAGUGUUGUUGUUGUUUUUUUCCCAUUCUGAUGUUUUUGUGUAUUUUCUGCCACAGAAAAGUACAUUCACUUUGUCAUAAUCGCACAAUGUAAGCGCCCUAGAGUCAUACUGAAUAUUUUAAAUACAAAAAAAUUGUAUGUAUCAAGACAAGACAAACAUGCAAAAGCUAACAUCUGUUUGCUGGAAUAUAGUCAUGAAACAGAUGUUAACAUACAGUAUACAUGAUUAAAAAAAGUAUAGCACAAUCACCACUGUUUCACAGCAGAUACUACAUGUCUGUAGAAGGUUUUUUUCAACUGUGGCAAAUUCCACAUUCUGGGUUAAUAAACUUAAUUGUGUCGGUCACAGACUGUUGCUAUUUUUUGCCCGAGCUCUGACAAGCUUUCACAAAUAAACCUUUCAUUGCUUCAG